CGAUCAUAGCCAGACAGGUGAUUACACUGUAAACACAGGAUAUACACGGAAGACGAUCAUGACAGCUAAAUGCUUAGGUCAUUAGUCCACUUAUUGACUUUAACAAGCAUUUCUCAAGCAAGUUCCUCGUGUUUUCGUUUCACUAAUUUGGAUAUUACCAUAUUUGGAGUUAUGGGUUGAUGAUGUUGAUAGUCGUCCACGUGAGGACAGAAGCGUGUCAAUAUCAGUGAUAAUAGUACAACUUUACAACUAAGUGUGAAACAUGUAGUCGCGUGUUACUAUGGGCCAAUGCUUAAGUCUGGAUCAGGAAGAGUUAAAGGCACGUGCCCGUAGUGACGAUCUUGACCGGCAACUACAGAAUUGGUCUAAACAGGACCAAAAUGUCAUCAAGAUAUUACUCUUGGGUGCGGCAGAGAGCGGUAAGAGUACACUGGUGAAGCAGAUGAAGAUUAUCCAUAGCGAAGGAUUCUCUUUCGACGAGUUACUCUCUUUUAAGCCAGCUGUAUUGGAUAACUUACUGGGUUCCAUGAAGUAUGUGCUCACUGGUAUGGGACUUUUACGGAUCAACCUGGACAAUCCAAAAAACCGGUCGAACGCCCAAGCAAUACUAACAUGCACGUGCUGCUUCGACAACCAUCACAUGAUGCUUCCACACAUGACAAAUGCCCUAAGAUCCUUGUGGCAGGACCGUGGGGUCCGGAUGGCCGUGUCCCGGGGGUACGAGUACGAGCUCAACGAUUCUGCUAUCUACUACUUUGAAAACAUUGAGCGAAUCUGCCACCCCGACUUCGUCCCGUCAUCAGUGGAUGUGUUGCGAGCACGAGUUCGGACAACAGGGAUCAUUGAGACGUGUUUUAAAAUCGACCACAUGCUCAUCAGAAUGUUCGACGUUGGAGGUCAAAGGUCAGAACGUAAGAAAUGGAUCCAAUGUUUUGAUGACGUCAAUGCGCUGUUAUUUGUGGCGGCUCUCAGUGCUUACGACAUGUGUCUGUACGAGGAUCCACAUGUGAAUCGACUUCAAGAAAGUUUAAAACUUUUCAAAUCUAUGUGCAAUAAUAUUUUCUUCAAAGAGACGUGUAUGAUUCUGUUCCUCAACAAGAUUGACUUGUUCAAGGACAAAAUUCGACAUUCCGGCAGACACUUACGUCAUUUCUUCUCGGAAUAUAAAGGACCGGACAAGGACGUGGACCAAGCAGCGCGCUUCAUUCAGAGAGAUUUCCAGAACCAGAACCAUAAUCCGUCCAAGGUGGUAUAUCCCCACUUCACAACUGCAACCGACACCAGUAAUAUACAGGUGGUGUUUCAGGUAGUCAUGGACUCAAUCCUCCGACAAAACCUUAACAUCAGUGCACUGUUAUAGCGGGCCCUGACAAUCAACCAUCGCCCUCAGCACAUUCUUACAACAGGAACUCCCGCUACCGACAAUCCUCACCACCACUGCACUUUUGAAGAAAACCUUGAUUCCAGACCCUGACAACACAUCAACAGCUCUCUCUCUCUUUUAGCAGGAGCUGGAAUCUAGCUUCCCUCAACCAUUUUCAUCAUCGGUUGGCUAUGAUAGCCAGCUUCUGUCAGAUCAUUUUCCAUCAGAUGCUCAUUCGUGAAGUAGAUCCUGGAAUUGAGAUUUCGUCAGAUAAUGACCAUAAUCAGUUGACAUAUUUUUUUAUGGCGAUCCUGGAUUCCAACUUCUAUAAAAUAUUCUUCGGUAGAACCUCUACAAGUACCUCUGACAAAAAUAUCAUGCACUCUGAUAACAUUUAAUAUGAUCUCGCCAGCAGUUUAUGUGAUAUUCUUUGCUGAAUGUGACAUUAGGGAGCCGGACGUGAUAACAUUCGGAACCCCUUUGUUUGGAUUGCCUGUGUUUUAUUAUUGUCGUGGUUUAUAUGUUUAUGUAACACAAAUUCAUUACGAAAACAAACUACAUCGUCAAGAAUGUGUGUGUCAUAUACAUGAUGUUCGAAUGUAUAGUGCUUUCAUUAACGCAUGUUAUUAACGAAAAUACGCAUUGUUCCAUCUGUAUAACUGUAAAUAUCGUCUUUGGUGUGGUGGAGUGCUCUCCCGUGAUUGGCGUGGCAGAGUUGUCUCCCGUGGUACUGUGGCAAACUGAUGAUAGGAAGAGUUGUCUUUCUUUAAUUAAGUAAGCUCGGCCUCACUGGCCCUAUCGCUAAGUUACGCAUAAUAAAGUGAGAAACAAUAAAAGGCACUGAGUGACAAUCAGUCUACAGUAUAA
Messenger RNA from Pecten maximus, 2230 nucleotides. Its product is annotated as guanine nucleotide-binding protein G(o) subunit alpha-like. Gene Ontology annotation, biological process: adenylate cyclase-modulating G protein-coupled receptor signaling pathway. The record is from RefSeq and is a predicted model, not a curated record. Gene Ontology annotation, molecular function: G protein-coupled receptor binding; GTPase activity; guanyl nucleotide binding. The transcript has 9 exons. Bases 281 to 1360 code for a protein of 359 amino acids. Gene Ontology annotation, cellular component: heterotrimeric G-protein complex. Lineage: Eukaryota; Metazoa; Mollusca; Bivalvia; Pectinida; Pectinidae.